Molecule: messenger RNA, 3501 nt
Organism: Myotis lucifugus (little brown bat)
Lineage: Eukaryota; Metazoa; Chordata; Mammalia; Chiroptera; Vespertilionidae
Gene: ZMYM1
Product: zinc finger MYM-type containing 1
Exons: 6
Coding region: 133-3021 (962 amino acids)
Molecular function (GO): protein dimerization activity
Source: RefSeq, a predicted model, not a curated record
AUUUCAAAUCUAAAGGAUGUCAUCAGUGUCCAGCCGAAAGAUACUACCUUUAGCAAAAUUUUUUGCAGCCAAUCUUGUCUAAGAAAACUAUCUGUUAAGCUAUAUACUGACAGGAUUUCAACCAAAUGCAGCAUGUGUCAGAAGACUACUCUCAUUCAGUAUGAAGUAGAAUAUCAGAAUAUGAAAAAUAUGCUUUGCAGUAAUGCCUGUUUUUCAAAGUUUCACUCUGCUAACAACCUCACCAUAAACUGUUGUGAGAACUGUGGAGUUUACUGUUACACUAGUUCUGAUCUGUUCCAUAUACUUCAGGUGGAAGGACAGUCCCAUUACUUAAACAGUUCAAAGAAUAUUACAGCAUGCCAGCAGAAACCAGCCCGAACACUUAUAUCUGGUCUUUGCAAAUCAUUGAAGCCCUCAGAUGAAAUGAUUGAGAUUACCAAUGACUUGGGGAAGACAGAGCUAUUCUGCUCUGUUAAUUGUUUUUCUGCUUACAGUAAAGCUAAGAUGGAAUCUUCUACAGUAAAUGUUUCCAUGGUGCACAAUACUUCAACAGAGCUCCUUUCUCCAGAGAAGCACCUUUCUCCAAAGAGAGAUACAACUCCAGUUAUAAGCAAUAUAAUGUCAUUGGCAGAUACUCAUGCUGCCCUGCCCAUCAUGAACUCUGAUAUCUUACAAGGUACAGUUUCUUCAGUAAGAGGAAAUGUCCUAUUGGAUGUUUCUAAGAGUUCACCCAGUGAGUCAAGCAGUGGUAUCACUAAUAGUAGUAUGGAACAACAGCUAAGCCUUUUGCCAUCUUCAUCAGUACUCAGUCAGCAUUCAUCCCAUAUAGAAGUACAAAAGGAUCAAGUCUCCAACCAAGAUGCUACACUCAGUAAGAAAUCUAUGAAAAUAAGUAAUAGACUAUGUUACCCAAAGUUUACAUCUAAAGUACAAAAAGUUAAAAGUAAAUCCCAAAGUAUUAAAAAAUCUUGGUGUUCAAAUUUUCAGAAGUUAGGAACCACUAUUAAAAAGGAUUUAACAUUCUGUUAUUCAUGCCAGUUGUUCUGCCAGAAAAAAUAUAGCUUUGGAGGAGAGUCAUUAGCAACCCAAGGAAUUUCUAAUUGGAAAAAAACUCUGAAAAAUUUCACAAAGCAUGAAAAAAGUAUAAUGCAUUUGAAGUCAUUGCAGUUUUGGAGGGAAUACCAGUUUUGUGAUGAAGCUGUCAGUGACAAUUUAUCUAUUCAUUCAAAACAGAUGGAAGGAAAUAAAAAGUACCUAAAGCUUAUCAUCGAAAAUAUUUUAUUUCUUGGAAAGCAGUGUUUACCCUUAAGAGGAAAGGACCAGUCUAUUUCAUCUGUGAAUAAAGGCCAUUUUUUAGAAUUGUUAGAAAUCAGAGCAAAAGAUAAAGGAGAAGAAAUAUUUAGACUUAUGAAUUCACAAGUUGAUUUCUAUAAUAGCACACAAAUUCAAAAUGAUAUUAUUGAUAUAAUAAAGACUGAAAUGUUACAAGAUAUUGUGAAUGAGAUCAACGUCUCCUCAGCUUUUUCAAUAAUAUGCGAUGAGGUAACUGAUAGUGCCACUAAAGAACAGCUUUCAAUUUGUGUAAGAUACCCAGAAAAAACAUCAAAGGCUAUCAUAAUUAAAGAAAGAUUCUUGGGUUUCAUAGAUGUUGAAGAGAUGACUGGAACCAGUUUACACAGGACUAUCACAACUUACCUGCAGCAAAUCGGAGUUGAUAUAAAUAAAAUAAGAGGCCAGGCCUAUGAUAGUACUACUAAUUUGAGGGAAAAAUUCAAUAAAAGUGCAGCACAAUUCAAGAAGGAAGAGCCAAGAGCUUUAUACGUACAUUGUUAUGCCCAUUUUUUGGAUUUAGCAGUAAUUAGGUUUUGUAAAGAAGUAAAAGAACUCCGAAGAGCUCUAAAUACGCUGAGUUCUUUGUUCAACAUUAUUCCUAUGUCUAGGGAAAUGUCUGCAAAUUUUCAAAAGAUACGAAAGCUAAGUCAAAACAAAACAUGCAAGAAACAUAUAUCACAAUCAUGUUGGACACUCCAUGAUCAUACAUUACUAUCUGUGAUUGAGGGCCUUCCAGACAUUAUUGAAACAUUGGAAGUUGUAUCAAGCCAUUCUAACACAAGUAUGGCUGAUGAAUUGAGUGAUUUGUUGACAAUGGUUUCCAAAUUUGAAUUUAUCUUUUGUUUAAAGUUUCUUUAUCGAGUAUUAAGUGUUAUAGGAAUUCUUUCCAAAGAGCUUCGAAGUGAAACCAUAGACAUUUUUUCUUUGUCUUCAAAAAUAGAAGCAAUUUUGGAAUGUUUAUCAUCUGAAAGAAAUGAUGUCUGUUUCAAAAUUUUCUGGGAGGAAGCAGAAGAAAUAUGUCAAAAAAUAACCUGUAAAGGUUUUGAAGUUGAAAGACCUUCUUUUCAUAAAAGAAGAAAAAUUCAGGAAACAAGAGCUCUUAAUAAUUCAGACAAUAUGUUUUUUCCUACCUCCACAGAAGAACAAUAUAAAAUUGGCAUUUAUUACCAAGGAUUAGAUACUAUAUUACAGAAUUUAAAAAUAUAUUUUUCAGAAUUUGAUUAUUGCAAAGUGAAGCAAAUUUCAGAACUGUUAUUAAAAUGGAAUGAACCAUUAAGUGAAGCAACAGCCAAACAUGUCCAAGAAUUUUAUAAACUUGAUGGAGACAUCAUCCCAGAACUUCGAUUUUAUCGGCAAUAUGCAAAGCUCAACUUUGUCAUAGAUAAUGAUCAUAUCAAUUUCAGCAACCUUGGCUACUUAUUUAUUCAGCAUGGUCUUCAUAACAAUAUUCCUUGCUUAUCAAAGCUAUUAUAUAUUGCUCUGUCUUGGCCAGUCACUUCAGCAAGUGUUGAAAACUCAUUUUCUAUACUGCCUCGUCUUAAAACAUAUUUAUGUAAUUCCAUGGGACAAGAGAAGCUUAGUGGCUUGGCCCUAAUGGCUGUUGAACAGGAAUUAGUAAAUAAACUGCUGGAGCCUGAAAGACUCAAUGGAAUUGUGGAAAAGUUUAUACAUCAGAUGAAUAAAAUAUAGUAUUUGCUCACUGAAUUUACCUGAGUUUCAUAUUUCUAUUGGAAUAUAAGUUUUUAUUUCAAAUGUUUGUCUAAGAAAAAUCUAUUUUCAACUUGCCUUUUUCACUUUACAUGGUAUUUUUGAGAUUGUUCCAUGUCAACACAUAAAGAAUUUCCUGAUUCUUUUUGUACAGCUGCACAGAAUUAUAUGAAUGUACCAUGAUAUAUUGGGAACAGACAUUUUAAUUGUUUUCUUAGUAUAAAUAACUCUUCAUUUAAUAACUGCACAUAAGUCAUUGCAUAUUAGUAAGUUACUGUAAGAUAAAAUUUUAAGUUAGAAUUACUAGGUCAAAAGAUUUGUGCAUUCUUUAUUUUUGAUUGGCACAUUGCUUUCUGUAAGGAUUAUGCCAGUUUACAGACCUGCCAACAAUAUGUGAGUCAAAUAUUUUAUUUUUGCCAAUCCAUUAGUUGAAUAAAGGUAUAUUAAUCUCUGGAGAUUUAA